Pseudozyma hubeiensis SY62 is the source of this 2856-nucleotide messenger RNA. RefSeq lists its product as hypothetical. Gene Ontology annotation, molecular function: chromatin binding; pyridoxal phosphate binding. Lineage: Eukaryota; Fungi; Basidiomycota; Ustilaginomycetes; Ustilaginales; Ustilaginaceae. The transcript has a single exon. The record is from RefSeq and is a predicted model, not a curated record. Gene Ontology annotation, biological process: DNA-templated DNA replication. Bases 1 to 2856 code for a protein of 951 amino acids.
AUGGUGCCCGACACUGACUUCUCCGUGGCGCUGACAAAGCCCCUCGAGGUCGUGCAAAGCAUCUACAACGAUGCAGCGGACAAGUCCCCCUCGAACAUUACCAAACUCGUAGAGACCCACUUUCGUCAACUCUUUGCUUCGCCGGAUGCAAGCGCCAAGAUCCCUUCGCUGUCGCCGGGCAACAUCGACACGUUGCUGCCAGCUCCGAGCUCUGCUGCAGCAACCUCGCAUCGGCUGGUACGCUUCCGCGCAAUGAUCCAAGAUACUGGUCUCGGAACAGAAGUGUUCCUCGCAAAGCAUCAGCAAGGCGAUAGCACAUUCACUGGCCUCUAUGGCGGCGAAGCCAGCAUCUCGAGCUCGAAUGACUCCUCUUUGACCGAUACGAACGAGCUGGACCACCAGAACCUGGCCGAAAGGACAGUCAUGUAUGCCGUCUCGGUACCUGGUCAGUCAGCGUGGGCAGCACAAGCGCAUAGAGAAGCCGUCGCUGGACAGACUUCGAACUCCUCCGUCGACCAAUUGGCUCGUGACACUUCGACCGUCUCUCUCAAAGAUCCGGAGUCGCCCAAGAAGAUUCAAGAGGUCCGCGAGCGUAUCCGCAAAGCAGUCGAGCAGGGCAAGAAGAUCGGCUCAGCAGGCAAGGAGCCACGUUUGGUAGCCAUCUCCAAGCUUCAUCCGCCUUCCGCGAUCCUUGCUGCGCACAAGCAAGCUGAACAGCUCCACUUUGGCGAGAACUACGUGCAGGAGAUGGUCGACAAGGCCAAGGUUCUGCCCAGAGAGAUCCGUUGGCACUUUGUCGGCGGUCUGCAGAGUAACAAGGGUAAGCUGUUGGCCUCGAUCCCCAACCUGUAUCUGCUCGAAACGCUCGACUCGAUCAAGGCUGCCAACGUCCUCCAGAAGGCCCUUGCGUCGCCUGAUGCUGCAAAACGCGACGAGCCGUUGCGCGUCUAUCUCCAGGUCAACACCAGCGGAGAGGACGCAAAAAGCGGCCUCCCUCCCAUCCUGUCCGCUGAUGCCGAGGCAGCCAAGGACUGUCAACUGCUCGAGCUGGCUGUGCACGUUAUUACAAAGUGCCCGAACUUGCGUCUGCGAGGUGUUAUGACCAUCGGUGCAGCCGCUAACAGCUCUAGCGCGGAUGCUGAAGCAGCCAAGAGUGUCGAUGAAAUCGUCUCUGCCAACCCAGACUUCGAAAGGCUCAUCCAGACCCGCCUCAAUCUGAUCAAGCUUCUCCGCGAAAGUGAGCACGUCACGAAUGCGGACGAGUCGCACACCAAGGAGGCAUACGCAGACCUCUUGGACGGUGGUGACGCAUCUGGCGGUCUGGAGCUCAGCAUGGGCAUGUCGGCUGACAUGGACGUAGCUACUAUGGCAGGAAGUGACAAUGUUCGUGUUGGUACGGACUGCUUCGGACGACGCCCUGGCUCAAGGGAGGAAGCCAUGAACAUGAUGAAGCGCGAGCUCGAAGUUGGGCCUGAGGCUGCUGCUGCCGAAUCGCCGAGCCACGAGGGUUCGCAGGAUCAAUCCGCGUUGAAAACCUCCAGCGUGCCGCAAGCGUACCUCGCCAAGUCGCCGCUUCCCGAGUCUGCCCACGUUGGCGGACUGAUCAAGCUGUACGACCUGGACGCAGCAGAGAAGUUCAAAACGACAGAGCUCAUCGAAGUGGUCGGGAUUUUCGACACUGCUGGACUCCCGCAAGCCGAGUGGCAAGAUACCGGCUCUGCUGCUGGCACGUCGUCGGAGCCAGCGCAGGUCCCUUGUGUUCACGCCAUCUGUGCGGCUCCCGCAGAGCUCGACUCCACGGCACCAGAGGCAUCAUCGAGUACACGUACCGACUCGAGCGUCCUGUCGCAAUCUGCGGAAAGGACGGCCUUGAUCGAGUACCUAGCCGGUGCGCUGAGCGGCGACAAGGUAGCUGCUGAGCUCGUUUUGCUCGCCACGAUCGCUCGCAUCCACGUGCGCCGUGCAAGCCUCUGCCUUGGCGCUCUCACACUCAACGUCUCGAACUUUGCAGCACCUUCAACCUCUUCGUCAACGUCCCAGACUCAACUGUCUCGUCGACUGGAGCAACUGCUGCCUGCCGUGGUCGAUGUCUCGAUGGACCUCGCAUCGCUCAACGACGACAAGAAGCCGCUGUAUCCCAAGAGCGGCGGCGGAGGAACAGGACUCGAAGCGGGCCGACUACAGCUGGUGAACGGAACAACCAUUGUCGUCAACGAGGGCGCAAUGGGUGAAGGACAGCUCAAAGACACGGGCAUCCGUAACAUCAAAGCGCUUUCAUCGGUGCUCGAGUCGCACAAACUACCAUACGCCUUCCCCUACUCCGAAUUUGAGUUCGACACGGACCUCAACUCGAUCAUCCUCAGUCAAGGCAAGAGCUUCCUGCCAUUCGACAUCCAAUGUCCUCUCGAGCCAGUCGAUCACUCGACCGAUGCCUACUCGGAAUCUCUCCCUCAGGUCGACGAGUCGCAAGUGCGAGGAUGGAGGAGAGCUCUUUCGCACGCUCGAAGUCUCGCAACCGCCAAGGCGUUCGAGAUUCCGGAGAGCGUCAGCGAGCACAUUCAACAAGAGUUUGUCGCAGAGAGGAAAAGGGAGCAGGAGGAAGCGAAGGACUCUCACGGCGGUGCAGGAGGCAAAGCGGAAGGUGUGUUGGGUCAGGAGGAUCUGUUGCGAAGAAUGGCGCUCGUUCGACUGCUUGCCUUGUCCUACGGCGAGAAGGCGUUGAGCAUCGACAUGUGGAAGAAGGCUGUCGAGCUGGACAAGGUCUUGGCCCAGCGUGUGGCUGCUACGCAAUCAGGGCAGCAGCGUUCCCAGCCUGCUUCUGCUGCCAGCUCUGGCUCUGCUGGUGUCUCUCGCUGA